Messenger RNA from Myripristis murdjan (pinecone soldierfish), 1395 nucleotides. RefSeq names its product butyrophilin subfamily 2 member A2-like. The record is from RefSeq and is a predicted model, not a curated record. Lineage: Eukaryota; Metazoa; Chordata; Actinopteri; Holocentriformes; Holocentridae. The transcript is spliced from 7 exons. Gene Ontology annotation, cellular component: external side of plasma membrane. Gene Ontology annotation, molecular function: signaling receptor binding. Gene Ontology annotation, biological process: regulation of cytokine production; T cell receptor signaling pathway. The coding region runs from base 1 to 1395 and encodes 464 amino acids.
AUGAUGGACAGCACCAUGAUUAGCACCAUGGACAGCACCUUGGAUAGCACUGUGGACAGCACCAUGGACAGCACCUUGGAUAGCACUGUGGACAGCACCAUGGACAGCACCUUGGACAGCACCGUGGGCAUUUUCUUCAGCCUCAGCGUCUGUUUUGGUUCCCAGAGGAAAAUGAAGUGGAGUGUGUGCAGCUGCUUUGGAUCCUGUCUGUUCUUCAUCCUCAGACUCCCAGUUUCUACAGGACAGUCUCAUGUGAUUGGCUCACCUCAGCCAAUAGUAGCAUUAGCUGGUGAUGAUGUCGUUCUGCUGUGUCGCCUUGAACCAGCCGUCAGUGACUUUUCCGGGGCAGUGGAGUGGACCAAAGAGGGCCUGAGCCCUCCGUUUGUCCAUGUUCACAAAAGUGGUUGCCAGGUGGUCCAGAGCCAAAAUCCUCUGUAUAAGUACAGGACCGUCCUGUUUGUGGACGAGCUGAAGAACGGAAACGUCUCGCUGAAACUCUUCAGAGCGACAGUCUCUGAUGAGGGGACAUACUUAUGCUUCAUUCCCUCGAUUCGGAAAGGGGAUUUCAUCCAGCUCACUGUUGGACAGUCUCAUGUGAUUGGCUCACCUCAGCCAAUAGUAGCAUUAGCUGGUGAUGAUGUCGUUCUGCCGUGUCGCCUUGAACCAGCCAUCAGUGACUUUUCCGGGACAGUGGAGUGGACCAAAGAGGGCCUGAACCCUCCGUUCGUCCAUGUUCAUGAAAGCAGUGGCCAGGUGGUCCAGAGCCAAAAUCCUCUGUAUAAGUACAGGACCGUCCUGUUUGUGGAUGAGCUGAAGAACGGAAACGUCUCGCUGAAACUCUUUGGAGUGACAGUCUCUGAUGAGGGGACAUACUUAUGCUUCAUUCCCUCGAUUCGGAAAGGGGAUUUCAUCCAGCUCACUGUUGGUGCUGCCUCCUCUCCUGUCAUCAAUGUGACCAAAAGCAUCAGUGGAGUGACUUUAGAGUGUGAAAGUAAAGGCUGGUACCCAGAGCCUGAGCUGUUGUGGCUGGACGCUGAGGGAGAGCUCCUCUCUGCUGGAGCUCCAGAGACAGUCAGAGGUCCUCAUGGCCUCUAUACUGUCAGCAGCAGAGUGACUGUGGAGAGGAACCGCAGCGACACCUUCACCUGCAGGGUUCAGCAGCUCAGCAUCAACCAGAGCAGGGACGCACUCAUCCACGUCCCAGAUGAUUUCUUCAUGUGCACAUCUGCAGCUGUUGGUAUCUGCUCUGCUGUUUGUAUCACCACUGGCUUUGCCGUUGGCCUGUGUGUCCUUUUUGCUUUUAUGUGCAGACGAAGAAUAUGUGAUAUCAGCUUUAAAUUCACUCACCUGCUUAUCUUCGAGUCAAAGCAAGACCACAGUGUAGUCCUGGUCUGA